Messenger RNA from Aedes aegypti (yellow fever mosquito), 590 nucleotides. Its product is annotated as ejaculatory bulb-specific protein 3. The coding region runs from base 59 to 445 and encodes 128 amino acids. The record is from RefSeq and is a predicted model, not a curated record. Lineage: Eukaryota; Metazoa; Arthropoda; Insecta; Diptera; Culicidae. The transcript is spliced from 2 exons.
UAGGAGCAUAGUUCAAAUCAGCUCAGCUUCAAGGAAUAAGCAUUCAAAUCACUUGACAAUGAAAUUCUCCAUCGUUGUUCUGGCCCUGUUCGCCGUGGCUGCCGCCAAGCCCCAGGACGACAAGUACACCACAAAGUACGACAGCAUCGACAUUGAUGAGAUCCUGAAGUCUGACCGUUUAUUCAAGAACUACUUCAACUGCCUGAUGGACACCGGAGCUUGCACUCCGGAAGGAAAUGAACUGAAGCGUGUCCUGCCCGAUUCCCUGGAGAACAACUGCUCCAAGUGUAGCGAGAAGCAGCAAACGUCCAGCACCAAGAUCAUCAAAUUCUUGACCGAGAACAAGCCAGAGGAAUGGACCAUGCUGAAGGCCAAGUACGAUCCCGAUAACAAGUAUGUCCAGAAAUAUGUGGCUGAUGCCGACAAGGAUGGAAUCAAGCUAUAAACGAAAUGGCUCUUACCUGGAAUUGACGAAGUAUUAUCGACAUAUCACAAAGAUUAUUCUGGAAUUGGAUAAUUUUCGAUUAUGAACAACGAAUCUCUGUUAUGAGUUGAAGACUGUAUAAAUAAACUGCAGAUUUUUGUUCAAA